Messenger RNA from Penaeus vannamei (Pacific white shrimp), 2783 nucleotides. Lineage: Eukaryota; Metazoa; Arthropoda; Malacostraca; Decapoda; Penaeidae. The record is from RefSeq and is a predicted model, not a curated record.
CUCAGACAUCUUGCCAUAAGGUCCUUUCUUACAAGUAUUUGGUCGUGUCUCCACGCUUAGCGACGUUGGACAGUCUUCGGGGCUCUGUCACGGUAGCAUAGAAGGGGGCGGCUAGUGAUGACUACAAUGAUGAUGACUGUGAUGACUACGGUGAUGGUGAUGAUGCCUGCCCUGACAAGCGUGAUGCUGGGAAUAAUUCGACUACCGGAAGUCUCAGCAACAGAAACGCAAAUACCGAACGGAUUCUGGAAUGACGAGGAAAAGGAAGACCCUUGUUCGCAUAAAGCAGGAACGGAUUGGGAAGGAAGAGAAUCGGAAAUGACAGCGGAAACCUCCUCGGCGAAGAGAGUGGAAAAGCGACACGUGGCGAAGGCGCAGAAACCAGAGGAGAAGGCGCCAGUUUGCCCGAAGAGUUUGCCCGUGCUGCCUCAUGCUCGACUGAUCUGCAACAAAACCGCACCCCACACAGCCAUAAUGAUCUGCGCUCCUGGAUAUACACUGCAUGACGUCAUCAGUGCCACUUUCCGCCGUGCCAUAGCGUCGGAAUUCGCUUACCAGAACCGGAAAUGGCUCCCUGUGGAUGGGGUGCCAAAGAAGUGCCUACCCGAGUGCCUGCCCGAGUGCACGGAGGAUAGGCGAUGUGUGGCACCGAAUGUGUGUGUGACUGUGAGAGGAGAGUGCAUGACACGGUCCUUGUCCUGUGCAGGUUGACGUGCAGGUGGAAAAUGCGUUGAAGAUUGUGCCGGGAUCCGUCGGUGGCGCUUUGGGCAUAUGCCAGCCAGGCUACGAAACGAAGCCAGGGCUGUCCGAAUUCCUCGUGCCUUGUGUGGAUGGCAAGUGGAUACAUCCGAAGGGAGAGGAUGGGUCCCCUCUUAAGUGCAACCCUACGUGCUUCCCGCCGUGCCUUAAUGGGGGUACGUGCACAGCUCCUGGAAAGUGUACAUGUGUAGAAGGUACGAUUGGAUGCCGCUGUCAGCACUUCGAAGUGGGCGAUGUGGAGUGUGGAGCGCCCGAGGCGUCUGAAGGGGCAGAGCUGAUCAAGUGGAGCAAUGAUAUGUACGGCCUAAGAUGUACCGGCAACCAGGUGUUCCCGGGACGUUCCGUAGGAGCCACAGCCAUCCUCGUCUGUUCAAACGGUGCCUGGGUAUCUCCUGAAGAAGGUCUCGACUCCUCGACCUUAGACUGCGGACCCUUCUGCGAAAGGCCGUGCAGCAACGGCGGGACAUGCGUAGGAACCGACGAGUGCCAGUGCCAGCCGGGGUUCGGGGGUCGCUUCUGCCACAUCAAGGAGUGUCCGAAAUCCUAUCCUGCGGUCGAACACGCUAUCUAUACGGAUGUCGGGAAAGACCCCGAUUCCGAAGAAUUCAUGAUUUAUAUCGAAUGCGAAGAGAACUGGUCCUUGCCUAGCGGACACCUUGGCAAAGCGACCCUGCACUGCUCCAACGGCCAGUGGGUGGUUCUGACGGAGACCCAGGAGGACAACGAGAACCUCCGCUGCAUCCAGGUGCCGUGUGACCUCGAGUGCCAGAACGGGGGCCGUUGCCUGGGCGAGAAGUGCCAGUGUCCGGAGGGGGUCGAGGGAGAGAGCUGCCAAAUCCGCCUGUGCUCUCAACCUCUACCGAAUCUUGAGAGUGCUUGGCUGGAUCAGAGCCGCUUCCCCCAGCUCUUCUACAAGUGCCUGCAGAGCCACGCCUUCCCCUCGGGGCUGACGGAGGUUCAGGUUCGGUGUGUCCUCGGCUCCUGGACCUUCGACGAUCACGGGACCGAAGUCGCAGAGAAGGAAAUCGAGAGCUGCGUCCCCGCGUGUUCGAAGGGCUGCCUCAAUGGCGGCACGUGCUGGGCUCCGGAUAGGUGCAAGUGUCUCAGAGGCUUCACGGGGCAGCAGUGCGAGAUCGUGGUCAAUGCUGAGCACAACUGCUAUUAUCCGCUGCCUCGAGUGCUUUUUGCUGAGGUGGUUUCGAGCGACACCCAACCCAGGAUACAGUGCUACGAAGGGUACAAACUACCUUCUGGGAGAACUCAAGCAAAUUUCAGUUGCAACAUCCACCAAUGGAUUCUUGAGGGAGAAACAGAACCCAAGGACACUCUGACUUCUCAGUCAUGCUUUCCGGAUUGCAAAGGCACGUGCAAGGGCAAGGAGCGUUGUGUUGCCCCGAUGACAUGUGGAUGUCGAUUCGAUGAAGAGGGGGUUGGUUGCAAGCAGAUUGAGGGGUUCCAGUGUCAGGAGGAGACGCUGCCUGUUAUUGCAAAUGCGAUUGUGUGGUGCUACGACGCCACCGUCCAUUGCCUCAAGGGUUACAAGAUGGCAUCCGGCAAAGGCACUCGCGCAAAACUCGAGUGCCACCGAGGGAAAUGGAGCCACGCUGCCUUGGGGGAGGGCUGUGUGCCUCAUUGCUCCGCCCAGUGCCAGAAUGGGGGCGUCUGCAAGGCCCCGGAGUUCUGCGAGUGCCAGGAUGGGUUCUAUGGAUCAGAGUGCCAGCUGGUGAACUGCAAGGGAGUGCCACCCGCCCUGCAGAACUCCGAUGUGUGCCACGAAGAGGAAGGCAAAACACUGAAAUGCGCCUCCGGCUACGCCCUCGAGGGAGGCCAAGACAGGGUGGCCCUCGUCUGCGUCGAGAGGAGGUGGUCUCUUCCCGAGGAGCUCCGCGAGGUGGCCUUGCUCCCCCGUGUGCCUCCCGCCGUGCGCGAACGGGGGUACGUGCGUGGCCCCUAAUGUCUGCCAGUGCCAAGUAGGCUUAUGUGGCACUCGCUGUGAAGGCAUCAGCUGCGAUGCCAUUCCUCAA